Messenger RNA from Spirodela intermedia, 4448 nucleotides. The record is from the annotation of a GenBank genome assembly. Lineage: Eukaryota; Viridiplantae; Streptophyta; Magnoliopsida; Alismatales; Araceae.
AUGGGGGCGGCCGGUGGGGCAGGAGAGGAGGGAAAUGGGGGUGGGAAGGAUGGGGAGGAGACGAGGCUCCUGGAGGAGGUGGCUCACGUGUUGGACUUCGACUUGUUGUGCGCCACCGUAGCCCUGCAGACGCAGGGUUUCUCGGUGGACAAAAGGGGGAGUGGCGGCGUGGGGGAGGAUGAAGACGAACUGGCGGUGGAGGUCGAGGGCGUGCAGCGGAUGUGGGAAGGAGGUGUGUUCGAUUGCUUACAGGACCGCCAGAUCGCCAUUGAGACCUCAUGGUACGGUUUAUUUAUCCUUUUUUUCUCUCGUUUCUGAAACUUCUCUUCCUCCCCACCUCUUUCUGUCCUCAAUCAUGAGUUUUCUGUUUUUUUACCAUAAUUCAGAAACCUGGGAGAAAAUAUCGAGUUUUGAAUCUCUGUAUUCUCUUCUCUUUCCUCUCUGUUUCCCUCGUUCCCUGGCUUUUAAAUUAAACAAGAAAUGCCGGCUGGCUGAUUCCACUUGUUUACCUUUUUCAGAAUUCUACUGAGUUUCACAAAUAAGAACGUCAAAUCUUCAUUUCUUUACUUGAAAAAUUGAAGAUCAUGCCUAGCUUGUUCUCAAAUGAGGAUCUUGUUGUUUCAGCUUACCAUGCUACAGGUUUGGAAAAAACAUGAGCAGAGCCAAUCUUGGAUCCUGCUUCUUUCAGGUGACUGUGCUGCUAAUGAAACGACAGAUGCCUCUCAUUUUUCUCAUACAUUCGUCCUGGAAUCUUUUUUCUGUUAAAGAUAACGUCUUUAGCGAUUGUUUGAAUUUAUUACACUUGAUUCUGAGAUGCUAUUUCCUUAUCCUUUGGUGGUAUUAAUAAUGAUACGGUUUGUGAAACGUUAUCUAUUAAUUAGGUCUCGUAAAUCCUCUCUCCAUCGGAAAAGUCUUAUAUGUAUUAGUAGGCACUGAUCUUAGAUACCAGGACUGCUACUUGAGUUAUGAAAAUUUACAGUAGAAAACAGAAAUAAGAACUCCCAAUUCGUCAUCUAUGGACUCUUGGAGAAAUUUGAUCAUUUGCAGGAGUUGCAAGAGGGUUUGUACAGUAGAAAAGUUCUCAUUUAAAUUUUUAAAAUAGGGCUUGCAUAAUCAGAGAAAUAAUGUAGGAGGAAGUAGAAUAAUUAACUUAAAUGUCAGGGAAUACGUGGUGUGCAAGCAGUGCGGGGACUUCUUCCUAGGUACAAGGGCCCUACCCCAAACCAACAGCCUUCAUGCCAAGCGACAAGCUCUUUUGUUGUUAACAUUAUUUAUGGUAUUUAACUUCAUUGUAACCGGUCGGUCAUAUGAUGCUACCUACCGUCUUCAUUAAAUGGAAAUCUCAUCGCUUUAUCUUGCCACUAAGAUGAUCUAUGGAGGUUUCCUCCCCUUAGUCUAUGUAUUAUAUCCCUAUACCUGAGACCAGAAACCUCUAAAAUCAUAGGAAAAUAAAACGCGUUCUCAUCAAAUAAGCUCAACCUCGGUUCUCUUGAUCAUUGAAUAUAUGGAAAUGGCCGCCCUCUCUACUGACUAAAUUCGGCUUCUAAUGCGUUAUCAACACAUGGUUUCUGCAUUAAAGUAUACUGGGGUCUGAAGAUUGUAGCAAAGAACAUGAUCCUUAGCCUUCAGUUUUUUUGAAAUCUUCAAUGGCCCUGAUGAUAUCAUCCAGUAUAUUGGCCAUAUUUUUAUUACUGCAUUCUUACUUUUCAUCCAAAUCCUGAUUGAAAACUGAAUUAAGAUCCGUCAGUUUCUUGAUCUAAAGAUAUGCAGAUCUAGAUUGUUGUGCAGUGAUGGCAUUAUGCUAUUCACAUAUCAAAUGCAAUCAGUACAUUUCGCAUAUAAAUAUGCCAUGAUAGAGUUGAUAAACUGAAACUUUUAUAAUGAGCAAGUCCUGGCUUAUUGCUUUCUCUAUGAGGAAGGUUGCAAACUAGCCAUGACAUGUAAUGGUGACCGAUCUUGAUCAUAGAGGAGAAUGGCGGAAGAGCGAGUGAUAAAGAAUUUAUUCUGGUAGUAGGCGGUGCAGAUAAAUGGACAGUCUAGUAUAAAAGGCAAUAGUGUAUGGGAAGCUUCUUAUUAAAUCUAUUUCCCAUUAGUUGUAUCGUUCUCAAAUAAGCCCAUGAAUCUGGCGACAGACUAUUCUGAACACAAUUUGCUAAUCAGAGUUUGUCAUGUUUUUACAGUUCUCAUUGCAUUACCUGGGUUGUUCAUUAUUUUUAGUUUAAACUGUUUCCUUCUCUGGGGGAAGUGGAUGUUACGUUGGUUCACUGUGAUUGCUUAGAUUAGGGUCAGAUCGCUAAUCCUCUACCUAAUCCGCAAGGUACUAACUCUAAUGAUGAAAUCUUACGGGCAAUAACCACUAGCUGUAAGUUGAGUGUAGGCCCGAAAUCAAGGCUGUGAAUUUACGCAUGGAGGGCAAUGGAGAGAAGAGAGGACCCUGUCCGUUUUCAGUUUUUGUGGAAAAUUGAAUGCGACACGAUUGCAGCAUGAACGAAACUAGCUAUGAGAUUUAUUAAAUGCCAAAAAUGGUGGGGCCUCGAAGUAAUGUCAGGAAAUGAUUGUCUUAUUUGGCGGUUAAUCUAGAGUGAAUGAGUGGGGUGGGGGGGGGGGUCAGUGUGUCCCCGGACCUGUUUAUCAGCCUUUCGAACACAAUACCACAGUUUCUACAAUAUGGCUCUUGAUGUUGUUCUGUCAACUGGAUGGGUUAGGAGGCAAGAUUAAGCCCAAAAGCGCUGAAUGUUUGGGAUAAUGUAAGGUUCAAUGGUGACCAGUGCUGAUCUGUGCCAAGCCUUGGAGGCUUCAAAGGAGGCUGCUGACCAAUCAAAGGGAGGCGGGGGCAGGACCUCCAAUCUCCUCCUCAUGGGAUUGGUCUCCCACCUUUUUUCUCCAAGUAGACUACUAGUUCACAUUCAGGCCAAUGAUGCCUCUUACUUUACAUUAUGAAUCUAUGCGGGUUUCAUCCGCGAGCCUUUGAAUCAUCACAGAAUUUCAAGAAUCAGGCCUGUUCUGCUGUGAUCCCCCUGGUCAAUCACCAAUCUUGUAGUGAUCUUCACGGUAUGAGCAAUAGCAUCGAAAAAUCUGCCUGAUAUAUUAUCUGUUUUCUUCCAUUUCCUUAUACUUUAAUUAUUUUGAUGCUCUUUUAUUGGCCGGCCACCGGCAGUCAAAGCUUCUGAUUAGUUCUCUAAUUAGGUUUUUAUUUUAGUCUAAUCUUGGUCGUACUACGAAUCAUUAAUCUUGCUUUCUGCAGGGCGCUGUUUAUUUAUUUCUCACAGUCGCGAUUCUCUUCAAUGCCGUUGCCUUCAUGAUCACCUUGUGGCAUGGCUUCUUGUAUUUGGGGAUUGUCUCCGUCACUUCAGCCGCAAUUUAUCUCGGUUAUUCUCGAGGGCGGAUCAGAAAGCAAUUUAAUAUAAGGGUAAGGAAUGGAAUCAUGCCGUAAAACAAGCAAUUUUAUAUCCAUUAUUUGGUCAGUUAUGGAUAACUGCCAUGGGAGCUCCCCCGACUUCUAAGCCGUAAAAUGUUUGGUGUUAGAUGCAGGCCAGAGAUUCUGCCCUGGAUGACUGUGUGAGCCACCUGGUGUGCCCUUGCUGUACUCUGUGUCAGGUAAAUACUGGGCUCUACUGGCCCACCCCACGCUUUCAAAAUAAAUAAAUAAAUAUAUGAAGCAUCAGAAAAAGGAAGAUUUCUUCACGUGUAUGAGUUUUCUUUGUGAUACAAUUGGUCAUUAGUCAGUCUUUUCUAAGGGGUUUUUUUUUUAUUAAAAAAAAACCUAUUUCUUUUAUUGGGGAAGGGCACUUUUUUUUAAUAAGAACGCGAAUCUGAUUCGGUUUGGCAAUAAUUUUCUUGAAACGGACGAGAUUUCAAUUGGGUUGAGAAAUACUUGUGUAGGGUUUCAAUUCGAUUGGGUCCAGCCAAGAUCCACUGUUGGAUCUAGCUUGGAGCCCAGACCUCUGGGGAUGGAUUUUAGCUUGCCAUAUGAUGCAUUUUUCUCAUUAAUCGACAAAUACUCUCCAGCGAAGAGGGGUGUUUCUUUUUUGGUGGGUUUAAGUGGGUUUUUAUUUUGUGACAAGAACACUAAUUUAAAAAAAAAAAAGAAUAUGAGGUCGAUUAGGCAGAGACGUAGUUUUCUUUUUCUGUGAUAAGAACACGAUUUUGAUCUGACUGGGUUGGAUGAAGAUUUCAUUUCCUCUGUUUCUCACCAUCAAUCCACGGCUGGCAUCUCUCAGGAGUCGAGAACUCUGGAGAUGAACAACGUGCAGGACGGCGUGUGGCACGGCCGCAGCGACACGAUUUGCAUCGGCAGCAAGACCUUCCCGGAACUCCGCCAACCCUCCGUUAUCCCCAUCAAAUCCCCCGAGCUCUGCGACAUGGAGAGGGCGACAAACAAGGGUCGCCAUUCUUGGAGUCCAGACGCCAGCCGCCAGUCUUCCUCCUCUUUGAUUCCAGCUACUUAA